GACUUUUUCAUAUUUAGUUCCACUUCCAAAGCCUUUAAUUUCUUCGACAACUAUGGCCUCUUUGAGCUGCUCCGCCUCCGAGCUCAGCCCACUUCUGGGCGGAGCCGUGAACGCGACGGGUGCGGCGAACUUCAUCUGCGGCCAGUUGACGGCCUUCUCCGCCCAACUGACGGCCACGAAAUUCGCGGUGGACAACACGUACCUCCUCUUCUCCGCCUACCUGGUGUUCGCCAUGCAGCUGGGGUUCGCCAUGCUCUGCGCCGGCUCCGUCCGCGCCAAGAACACCAUGAACAUUAUGCUCACCAACGUCCUCGACGCCGCCGCCGGCGGCCUCUCCUAUUACCUCUUCGGCUUCGCCUUCGCUUUCGGAUCCCCCUCCAACGGCUUCAUCGGCCGCCAUUUCUUUGGCCUCAAAGACUUCCCUUCUCCUGCCUCUGACUAUAGCUACUUCCUUUAUCAAUGGGCUUUUGCCAUAGCUGCUGCAGGAAUCACAAGUGGGUCCAUAGCAGAAAGAACACAAUUCGUGGCAUACCUCAUCUACUCUUCAUUUCUGACCGGUUUUGUGUACCCAAUAGUUUCGCACUGGUUCUGGUCUGGUGACGGUUGGGCCAGCGCAUCAAAAACUGACAACGAUCUUUUGUUCGGGUCUGGAGCCAUUGACUUUGCCGGUUCAGGGGUGGUCCAUAUGGUGGGAGGGAUAGCCGGGCUAUGGGGGGCGUUGAUUGAAGGCCCGAGGAUCGGCCGGUUCGACCGGACGGGCCGGUCCGUGGCGCUGAGGGGCCACAGCGCUUCGCUCGUGGUGUUGGGCACUUUCUUGCUGUGGUUCGGUUGGUACGGGUUCAACCCCGGUUCGUUUUUAACUAUAUUGAAAGCGUACGACACCGACGCCGGUCCAUAUUACGGCCAGUGGAGCGCCGUGGGGAGGACGGCCGUGACGACGACGUUGGCGGGGUGCACGGCGGCGCUCACGACGCUGUUUGGGAAGCGGUUGUUGGUCGGGCACUGGAACGUGAUAGACGUGUGCAACGGACUCCUCGGCGGAUUCGCGGCGAUAACUUCGGGGUGUUCGGUGGUGGAGCCGUGGGCGGCGAUCGUGUGCGGAUUCGUGGCGGCGUGGGUUCUGAUAGGGGCCAACAAGCUCGCCGCCGUCUGCAAGUACGACGACCCGCUAGAGGCGGCUCAGCUCCACGGCGGCUGCGGUGCAUGGGGGCUAAUCUUCACCGGUUUAUUCGCGAAAAAGAGCUACGUCAACGAAGUCUACCCGGGGCUCCCGGACCGGCCUUACGGGCUGUUCAUGGGCGGCGGCGGAAAGCUACUGGCGGCACAGAUGAUCCAGAUUGUGGUGAUUUUCGGGUGGGUUUCCGCCACGAUGGGGCCGCUGUUCUACAUGCUACACAAGCUGAAACUGUUGAGAAUCUCGUCGGAAGAUGAGACCCAUGGAAUGGAUCUGACGAGGCACGGCGGGUUUGCAUAUGCGUACCACGACGAAGACGACCAGUCAUCACACUAUCCGGGAAUCAAAAUGAGGAGAAUCGAACCGUCCAACACUCCCACACCGGAUCACAACUCCCACCCGUCGGCGGUAUGACGACUGGCACCAUGCAUGGACCACACCAACCAAAUUACUUUCUAUCAUAUUACAAAGCUAAGUGUGCGUGGUUUUUAGUGUAAUAUAUACUUUAAUGUAGCAGGUUUGUCUGGUUUGGUUUUUGUGGUUUGUCUGGUUUAAUCAUGAGGUGCAUGUAUCCUUCACUUCUUGCUUGUAAGUUGUAACAUGUACAUAAUAAGUACGAGCCAAUCGAGGAUGUUUUAUUAGGUUCAAUUCAAUAUAAUGGAAAGCUUGUAGUUGCUGUCUGAAUGUA
Ipomoea nil (Japanese morning glory) is the source of this 1862-nucleotide messenger RNA. RefSeq names its product ammonium transporter 1 member 2-like. Gene Ontology annotation, molecular function: ammonium channel activity. Gene Ontology annotation, biological process: ammonium homeostasis; ammonium transmembrane transport. The record is from RefSeq and is a predicted model, not a curated record. Bases 53 to 1588 code for a protein of 511 amino acids. Gene Ontology annotation, cellular component: membrane. Lineage: Eukaryota; Viridiplantae; Streptophyta; Magnoliopsida; Solanales; Convolvulaceae. The transcript has 2 exons.